Dendrobium catenatum is the source of this 702-nucleotide messenger RNA. Its product is annotated as citrate-binding protein-like. The transcript has 3 exons. The record is from RefSeq and is a predicted model, not a curated record. NCBI's taxonomy places the organism in Eukaryota, Viridiplantae, Streptophyta, Magnoliopsida, Asparagales, Orchidaceae. Bases 1 to 702 code for a protein of 233 amino acids.
AUGUUCUUUACUUUCUUCUACUUUUAUUUUCUUGUUUGUUUCGGCAUUGUGGUAUUUACUGUUUCUCAUCUCUUCCCCAACAUAAGGAUCUCAUUUGUAAUCAACAAACACUUCUGUAAUGCUGAUCCUACUGAUGGUUUUACUUCUUUACCGUUAAGUGAAGCAAAUUUUGUAGUUCAGAAGCCAUACAAUAUGCCUUUGAAUGAUCGUUAUAGCUAUAUCAAUGGAGUACAUAAGAUGUGGGUGUAUUCUACUGAUAAGCCAUACAAAGCUGGAAGCCCGACUGAUCCCCGAACUGAGAUCCGUAUCAAAGGUUAUGAUUAUUCUAGUGGAGUUUGGCAAUUUGAGGGCUAUGUUUUUGUUCCAAAUGGAACUAGUGGUGCUUCUAUCAUGCAAAUUCAUAGAUCAAAUGGUGAGAAACCAGCUACAGAUCUAAUGCUAAUGGGUUUUGAUGGAGAACUGAGAUUUUAUUCGAAAAAACUAGUAGAAUCUGAUAUCUACGAUAGGUGGGUGAGAGUGAAUGUUAUCCAUGAUGUUGAAGCUAAUAUGUUGACAAUUUUCAUUAAUGGUGCUCAAAAGUUAGAGGAAAAUGGAAGGGGAGUGAGUGAUUUUUACUUCAAAUGUGGUGUUUAUGAACAACAUGAUGAAAGCCACUACAUGGAAUCAAGAUGGAGGGAUAUUAAAAUCUACAAGAAAAAUUGA